This is a messenger RNA of Bursaphelenchus xylophilus (pine wood nematode), 5911 nucleotides long. Lineage: Eukaryota; Metazoa; Nematoda; Chromadorea; Rhabditida; Aphelenchoididae. The record is from the annotation of a GenBank genome assembly.
AUGUCGGAGAACGAGAUCAGCGGGUCAUCUCCGGAGCCUGAGGAUAUUGAAAAGGAGACCGUAAGUUGAUUUAAUGGAUUAUUAAUUUAUUUUUAGUACGUAAACUUUUCCGUGGACGCCCUUCGGCAUGUUUCGAGGGAAGCUGAUGAAAGCAGAAAGUUUGCCGAAGUUGGAGCUCAAUACAAUAUGUGUUUCAAGAUGUUAAAAAGUGAUUCCCGGCUUGUGAAAUCGGUGUUGUUUAGUUAUGGAUUUAUUCAGGUGAUUUUUCUGAUUUAUUAUAACACUCUUUAUUUAGUGCUCUGCAAAGAAUCAAAAUUUCAACGUUUUCUGGACCAACACACAUCUGAAUUCUAACUCGUUGAGACAAUUGAAGUCGUGGUACGUUUUUACGCCGUAUUUUAUAGGCACGCCGACAUUCCAGGUUGAGGACAUUCCGGGCUUGGGACAUUCCAAGGUGUGAAUAAUUCUUGAAACUUUACCGUUCAGAUUUAUCCUGUCUUGGGCUCUGCACAUUGCAGAACAAAAAAAUUGAUGUGAGCGAAACUCGUGGUUGAGCAUCAUGGGCGAAAAAAUUAUAUUCUUUUUCGUAAAAAAAUAUACCCGGAAUCAUGGUGUUUUGACUGUACCAAGUCGAAGAAAACAGCGGGAAUAAAAACUUUGUAUCAGAAAAAUCUUUAAACUCUUCAAGUAUCUACACCAGUCUCGUCCUGAGUACCCACAAAAAAUUUAGUUCAAAAAUUGCUGUUAUAUGUUAUUUGGAUAACGGAUUUUCUGAAUCGCUUUUUCGCGGCAAGAACCUUUGUAACGCCCGCAAUUUCUUGACGUGCCCCGCAGGUCCUUGUACCCACAAGUCUUUAAAAAGUCUCGUAAAGUGCGAGUGUAUAAUAGUCAUACAAUACACGAUUAUGGUUACCUCAUAGUACAAACACUAUAGGUCGGUUAGUCAAGCCCGGAAUGUCAUCGUGCGGUUUUAUGUGUAAUUGUAAUUUAGGCAACGAGUAAACCACUUUCCACGUAGCUUUCUGAUCACCAAAAAAGACGAUCUCUAUACCAAUAUUCGCGCAGCCCAAGCCCAGUAUGGCGAGAAUAUCUUUGACUUUGUAGGUUAAGCCUUUGUCAUCGUAGAUAAAUUAUUUAGAUGCCAGAAUCAUAUAACACACCACUGAGUGAGGAGAAGCGAGAAAGGAUAAAGAAUGACCUAUCAGCGGCCAAGGAAACUGGAUGUUCUUUUAUUUUAAAGCCGUCUAAUUCAUCUCGGGGACGGGGAAUCAUGUUUGUGUCGAAACCAGAACAGGUAAUUUACUGUAAUAUAUUUCGGAAUUUGUGUUUAGGUGGAUGAGAUCAAGGAUAACGACAAAGUUAUUGUCUCGCGAUACAUUUCCAACCCAUACUUGGUGGAGAAAAAGAAAUCUGACCUCAGGGUUUACGUCGCCGUAACUUCAUUUUAUCCUUUGAUGGCCUAUAUGUAUACAGACGGAUUAACUCGGUUUGCUGUUGAAGAAUACGAUAAUGAUGAGAAUGGAUUAUCACAAGAAGCCCAAUUAACUAAUUACUCUUUACAUAAAACGAACGAGAAAUUCAUAAAGUAAGUCAAUAUACUUUAGAAUGGAUAGUGCACGUCAAUCCAGCGUAGUUGAAGCUAUUUCGCGACCAAGAUUUAUUCAAUGCGGCGUUUGGUCACAAAUAGAUAUUUUUGAGAAAAUCUUUGGUUGUUUUUUCUUGGCUAACCGGGACAAAACCUUACUUUCUGGUCAGAAAAUAGCGCUCAAAAUUUUUCAAGACUAAUUUUGUCCUCCAAAAUUUGUUCCGAAGGAAUUUUGAUAUCUAAAGUGUUUUGGUAUUUCGCUCGUGUGUGGAUAAAACGUCCAAACGGUUCAGAAAAUGCGAUGGAUUGACGUGUACUGGUACGUUUCAGAAAUACAAGUACAGCGUCCGAAAGUCAUGGCCAUAAGUGGACACUAGGCGCGAUGUUCCGACAUAUGAAAAAAGAUGGGAAAGAUACUGACUGUAAGAGUGGUGAACCACAUGGUGGUUCACCCGGAGCUUCCAACCUUGUUUCAGGUAUUUCUCCGCCAAACAAUUUAUAUAACAAGGAAAGUACUUUUAUGGGGGCUCCUACUUUUUGACGGGCAUAUCUCAAAAAAUCAGAAAAAAUGUGCUGAUCAAGGAUAUAUAAAUCCUAGCUUCCCAUUUUAGGUUUCUAGGGGUGAAAACUCAAUCGGAAGAUGACUUAAAGUCCUAUAUGAACCCCUUUUCGCUUAAUUUUUCACAGGGUUACAAUUUUUAUUUUGGCUUAAAAUGAUGUUUAUUGAGUUUCUAAGACUUAAUAAAUCAUUCUUGGCACAAAAAUUUAUUUUCCGACCUUCAUCUUCAAAAAGUAAAGUUGAUUCAGCCCAAAAGGAAAAUCGAACCCGUGCGGCGCACGUCAAGAAAAAAUAAAAGAAAAACGGGCGCCCAAUGAAAAAGCCUAGAAUUUUUUUGGCAUUCUGCCCGGUGCAAAUCCGUUUUUGUCCAAAUGGUUUGCAAUAUUUUGACAUAAAGAUUAUUAGUAAAUCACAAGAUAUUGAUACCAAUAGAAAGCUCGAGAGUUGCUUAAGCUAAUAGAACCAAAAUAUACCCAUAAUCAUAGUAUUUUGACAGUCUUCCAAGGCGAAGAAAACAACGUCUAAAUAAAAUUUUGUAUCGACGAUACCGAGUCAGAGAGAACUGGAAGGGGUAUAGGCUCCACGUCAAAAAAAUCCUUAAACUAUUCUUCAAGUAUCUACAUCGGUCUCGUCCCGCUUGAUGGGACAGUUUUUUUGAUAUUCGGCCUUGAAAUUUGCACUAUUUUUAGCCUAGCUCGAACCGUGUUCAAAAAAUGCGUCACGAUGACACCCAUUCAGAAUGUGCCAGUGGUAUAAAAAACAGUUGUAUACGACUAGUAGUACUCCCUAGAGCUCCCAUAAAAAAAAUUAGGUUAAACAUUGUUGUUAUGUGCAAUUUGGAUGACAGAUUUUAUGAAUUUUUUUCGCUGUGAGAACCUUUGCAAUGCCCGAAGAAUGCGGCGCACGUCAAGAAAUCUCGGGCAUUGCAAAGGUUCUCACAGCGAAAAAAAAUUCAUAAAAUCUGUCAUCCAAAUCGCACAUAACAACAAUGUUUAACCUAAUUUUUUUAUGGGAACUCUAGAGAGUACUGGUAGUCGUAUACAACUGUUUUUUAUACCGCUGGCACAUUCUAAAUGGGUGUCAUCGUGACGCAUUUUCUGAACACGGUUCAAGCUAGGCUAAAAAUAGUGCAAAUUUCAUGGCCGAAUAUCAAAAAACUGUCCCAUCAACCGGGACGAGACCGGUGUAGAUACUCGAAGAACAGUUUAAGGAUUUUUUUGACGUAGAGCCUAUACCCCCAUCCAGUGCUCUCUGACUCGGUAUCGUCGAUACAAACUUUUAUUUAGACGCUGUAUUCUUCGCCUUGGAAGACUAUCAAAACACUAUGAUUAUGGGUAUAUUUUGGUUCUAUUAGCUUAAGCAGCUCUCGAGCUUUCUAUUGGUAUCAAUAUCUUGUGAUUUACUAUUAAUCUUUAUGUCAAAAUAUUGCAAACCAUUUGGACAAAAACGGAUUUGCACCGGGCAGAAUGCCAAAAAAAAUUCUAGGCUUUUUCAUUGGGCGCCCGUUUUUCUUUUAUUUUUUCUUGACGUGCGGCGUUUCCUCUCUUGAUUCCCAGACUACGGCACUAACCACUCGGCCACACCGCUCUCUUCCGAAGGAAGAGACCGACUGCGCUUUUUAUCGUUUCGAAUGCCUGCGCCUUUUGUAGGGAAAUUAAGCCAGUUUUUGGGCAUUUUCACAACCUAGAAACCUAAAAUGGGAAACUAAGAUUUAUAUAUCCUUGAUCAGCACCUUUUUUCUGAUUUUUUGAGAUAUGUCCUGUCAAAAAGUAGGAGCCCCCAUAAAAGUAAUACUUUCCUUGUAAAAAUGAAGCUGAGACACGUAAUUUUUUGUCCACCGAAAAUGGCGGGCUGGAAAUUUGUAACACAUCUCGUGGUGGAUGUCGUGAUGCAUGCAGACAGUCUCGCCUAUUUGUUCACAUUGUUUAAGAUUGCGAUGAAUUAAGCCUGUUACCCCCGAAAAAAUUAAUACGUUGAAGGAAUAAUUACGACUAUUUCGUUGGCUGCCGUAAUUUCAUAUAGCCAAAGACUCGUAUAUUUUCCAUGUCCGAAAAACUCAAUUGAAAAUCAUUGCAAAAAUUUUCUGUUUUACCGAUUUCGGGCUUCAAAAUUUGAAAUGAAAAUGUCAAAGGCCAGUGAACGUGCCGUGCCGGUCAUAGUUGGUGGACGAGAAAUAAAUUGGCGGAGAAAUACUGAAACAAGGUUGGAAGCUCCGGGUGACCCACCUUGUAUAUACUAGUCGCGACAUAAAGUCCUGACACAUUUUGUCGCGGGUGUCGCGCGAGAAAAAUUGCCGCGACGGGUCCGAAAGAAAAACAAAAUGCACUGUGCAAAUGUGUCAGGACUUUAUGUCGCGACUAGUAAGAGUGAAGAAGUACUAAGUCGCUUGGAAAGCAACCUCUAAAAACACUUUCAUCAUUUUUUUAAGUAAAUAGAAUGGAAAGAUUGAGACCGACAUGAACAAAAAAUCACGAAAAAUUUAAUCUUGCGGUUCCUAGCGAUUGGUGUGGACUUAUUUCUUCACUUUUAUACACAUUUUUUCAUAUUUUUAGUGUUGAUUGCACGAAUAGAAGAUCUUGUGGUAAAAACUUUACUUUCGAUUCAACGAGUCGUUGCCAGCACUUGUAAGAAGUUGAGCAUCAAUCCCCGAUCUUGUUUUGAACUCUUUGGAUUUGAUAUUUUGGUGGAUGAUGAUAUGAAACCCUGGCUUUUGGAAGUUAAUCUGUCGCCUAGUCUUGCGUGGUAAGUUCUGCACUGUAUAUUUUGAAUUCUUCAGUGAUGCCCCUCUGGACUCUAUAAUCAAGACACAUCUUAUUUGUGAUACUCUUAAUUUGUGUUGUGUCCCCUUGGUCCUCAAGAAGAAUACGGCGGUCACUGCACUAAUGGGCACCGUGCACAACCCAAUAGUUGACGAAUUGGCUGAAUUGGCAUCGAAUGCUUCAAUUGGAAGUGAUUCUGCUGCUGCCAGCCCUGCCACCGCUGAUUCUGGGUAUGAUACCCAUUCCGCGGCCAGUGACAAUAAUCAAGACAAUAGCCAAUCAACUGAGGAGAAACCGGGCAGAGUAAACUCGCUUAAGAGGAAACCCCUCAGGAAAAAUAAUCUCCGAUCCUUGAAGUUGAAGAAGGCCCAGCAGUUCGUAAAGGUCGGUUGUAAUAUUAGUUCCGACCGGACAUUGUUUAGCCAGUUUAUGACAGCGGGGAUCUAAACACGGCCUAUAACUCGCGAUUGGAUUUGUUUGAGAGGAAGAUCAGAGCUGAGGAAAAGAGAACUGGGGACUUUAUUAGAAUAUUCCCAAGGCCAGAGUCAUUACUUCUUUAUGGCCGAAUUGUGGAGGAUACGGGAGCUGAGAAUUGGGAUAAACUGUUGCAUCAAAGAUUGUAUGGAGAAGAACCGGAAUACAGUCACAAAGAUUACUUGAAAGCUCACGAAGAACUUUUGAAUGCGAAGGAUGUAAGUGUAUGUUUUGAAUUGUCUUAUGCUGUGUUACAGUAUCCAACAAAGGCAUCCCUUAGCACGACCACGAGAAAUAUGUUCCUCAAGUCAUCGUUGGCGACGGCGAAAAAGUAUUUGGCCCCAUUUUACGAAAACGAAACGGAUCCCUAUCCAGGUAGAUAUUACAACUUUACUUCAAAAUAUACCGUACUUUACAGCUGCUCUCCCCAAACUGCGUCCAACUGCUCGUCGAAGAACCCGAAGUCAACUUGAUUUUGAUAUCAAAAGAAGAGCGGAGAUGUUGGAAGCCCGAGAAAAGGCCGGCCUUGUCUAA